Molecule: messenger RNA, 2738 nt
Organism: Linum tenue
Lineage: Eukaryota; Viridiplantae; Streptophyta; Magnoliopsida; Malpighiales; Linaceae
Source: the annotation of a GenBank genome assembly
AAAAAAAAAAAAAAAAAAACAGUGUAGAUUUCAACUUCCAUCUAAAAGUGCUCCCUUCCUCUCCCUUGCUACUCCGCUCCCUCCUUCCUCUACAGAUUCAAUUUCCUCCUCUCCCAUCCCAAAAAGCUUAUCCUUCUUCUCUCUUUUGCUUACUUUACUCCAUUCAGCGGCGGCUGUUGCUCUCUUCAGUGUCGUCUGGACGCGCCGAGCAUUUCAUAGCCGGGGUUGCUUUUCUCUCGUUAACGGGUUACGAAUUUGUCGCAUGGUAGCGGAUCAAACAGGAGCAAUAUCUUCUGCAGAGCAGACUAUCGGUUGUAGGUUGUUCCACGUAUCUUAGAUUUCAUCUUAAUAUGGAGGCCCAAAUUCAUCACCUUGAGCAAGAAGCUUACAGUGCAGUGCUGCGUGCUUUCAAGGCUCAAUCUGAUGCUCUUACCUGGGAAAAGGAGGGUUUGAUUACUGAACUUCGCAAAGAGCUCAGAGUAUCAGAUGAUGAACACAGAGAACUUCUCGCCCGAGUUAAUGGGGAUGAUGUCAUCCGUCGUAUAAGGGAAUGGAGAACUACAGGUGGGAAUGAACCUACUAGGUUUGUGCCGCCAAGGGGUCAUGACAUGGUACCCAGCCCUACCAUGUCUGGUGCCCGUAAAAGGCAGAAGAUAUCUCAAGGGGGUCACAUACUUCCUACUUUAUCCUCUGUGAAGGCUAUGCAGCUCCCCUCACAGUUUGCUACUCGACCUAGGUACUUUACUACACACAACUCUCGCAGUUCUUCUGGUGCACUUGUGGUGGAUGAACCUCCUGAAGCACUGCUCGGGCGAAAGGUUUGGACUAGAUGGCCUGAGGACAAUCACUUCUAUGAGGCUGUCAUAACGCAAUAUGACUCGUCUCAGGCCCGACAUGCUCUCGUGUACGAUAUGGGCACAAAGGAUGAGACAUGGGAAUGGGUUGAUCUGAACGAGAUAUCUCCAGAGGAUAUACGAUGGGAUGGAGAGGAUCCAGCAAUUCUAUAUCGUGGUGGACAAGGUGGUGGUGGUGGUAGCCGUGUGAUGAGGAAAACCAUAAGCCAUGGUGGUUUUGUCCCACCGGGUUCCGUUCCAGUGCGGGGUUCGACAAAGUUCCCCUCUAGAAGGGAGCUUUUAGUAGCACGCAAUGGUGUUGCUGCGAAAGUUUCUGAUGAAAUUGAAUUACUGAACACCGAGACACUAGUUAAGGAGGUUGAAAAGGUUUUCGGAGUAAGUCAACCAGAUCCAAUUGAGCUUGAGAAAGCCAAAAUGAUGCUAAAAGAGCAUGAACAGGCACUUUUGGAUGCAAUCGCAAGGCUAGCAGAUGCAUCUGAUGGUGAAAGUGAUGGAGAACAGCACUUCAUACACGGGCAACCUAUGGAGCGUUAGUGAGGUUUGAAGAAACCAUUUCUCAGGAGGCAGAAGAUAUGUCAUAGCUGAAAGCAGCACCUGAUGACGCUGUCGAACUGGAAAUUAAAGAGGGAGAAGGAAAAGGUGAAUCAACCAUCGCUAGUGGUUGGCUGCCAGUUUUCCUUUCAUCUUCUAACCUGUUGGGUUGUAAAGAAUUCCAUCUGUUUCCUUCCACCUUGUACCAUACCCUUACUUUCCAUUUAACAUCUUGUUCUGCAGAACGUGCUGAUAGUUAGGAUUAGUGAGGAUAAGAAAUGUUUAGGGCUAAUCUAGAUUUGUACAACUUCCCAUGGCAGGCAAUAGAGAAUUUGACUUCGAAUGAUUCUGAAAUUGCUGACUUCUCUAAUGUCUCUCAGAUGUGCACUUUUUCUUUAACCCAGAACCCAAAGAACGUUACUUUGAUUAUUGAGCAAUGCAACUUUCAUACAGGAAAAAAGCCAUGACUUUUUACAGCGUUUCAUGGAACUCUACAAUCAAAUUGACCAUGACGGAAUCGAAAGCAGGGCCUUCUACUUCAAAAUGACCAGCUCCUUGUAUCAGAUGCAUCUCUGCUCUGCCAUCGCAGCUCUUCACCUUGCUCUUCAGCUGCCGCACGCUGGUGAACCAGUCUGCACUCCCCAUGAUGAACAGCUUCGGCUUCCUUGCCUUCAGCGUCGGCUUGUAGUGCUUCCCAAACAGGAACGAAGCCGCCAAUCCGAAAGGAUAGCCUAUGCUCACAUAUCCCACCACUUUCUCCAGGUGAUCCAGCGCCGAGCCGGCAAUUGGAGCUCCUGCGGAUGACCCGACAAGCAGGAUCCUGUCGACAGGCAAGUUGUCGGAAACCCAAUUGCAGACAGCCACGACAUCCUCGAUUUCGGGGAUCCCGGUGAUGGAGGACUUCCCUGUUGAUCUUCCAACGCCUCUCAUGUCGAAUGUGACCGCGGUGAACCCUUUGAUGGAGAGCCUGGAGGCAAUACCGUGCAUGAUGACCUGGCAGCCGCCGAGUUUCGAGUAAGGAUGGACCAGAACCACCGCGGUGGCGAAUUGGGCGGAGGUGGGCUUGAAGAGCCUGGCAUGGAGGACGACCCCGUCUCGCGUGGAGACGAAGCACGACUCCAUGGCGCUCCUCGGAGGUGUCAUCGAUGAGGAAGACGAUGAGGAGGGGGCGUCUGGAGAGAUUCUAGAGGGCUGUAGCCAUGGAUUCCUUAUGAUUAUUAUGAAAUGUUACAUGGAGAGGUGUUCUUGGGGGUGGGUUUGAAGAGGUUUUUGCUGUUGUUGUAAGGAUGUUUUGUUUGGAAAGGUUUGGUGAAGGAUAUGAUAUGGGUUUUAAUGUGUGGGGAUGAAGCUAAA